AUGGGCGCAUCAUCAUUGCUCCGGGAGUUAUAUUCCCUCGACACUCUCGACACUCGGUUCACGACUUCCUCCUCGGUUCCCCUGAAAUCGGUUGACGAGAACUCGCACAAGUCUGUAGAAAGAGAGGGCAAAGCUUUGCCUACGGAUGUCUCGCCGCCACGAUGGAGAACUCCCGAGUUCUACUUCUACACGCUGGUAUUUCUGUUCUGCGUACCGCAGAUGUACUGGGCUGUAGUGGAGGUUUCACAACCCGAUUCACCGAACUAUUCAAAAUACGAGCAUCUGUUGUCCCCAGGCUGGCUGUUGGGUCGGAAAGUGGACAAUUCAGAUGGCCAGUAUGCCAGUUUCCGAGACAACGUCCUGUAUCUUGCCGUUCUUCUUGUCCUUCAUCCACUGCUUCGACGGCUGUAUGAACAGCUCACUGGGCACGGUACACCGACAGUAAACGGGAAUGGCAAGGCCAAGUAUUCGUCGGUUGAAGCAUAUCUCCGUCUUCAGAGCCGGGUCUCCUUCGACUUCUAUUCUGCAUUGGUCUACAUUUCCGCUCUGAAUGGCUUUUCCAUGCUCAAGAUUCUUCUCAUCCUUUACGUGAAUUUCAAAAUCGGCACCUCGCUUCCUCGAAACCGCAUUCCCGCUGCGACCUGGGUGUUCAACAUUGUCAUUCUCUUCGCCAAUGAGCUGACGCAAGGCUACCCGUAUUCGACUUUGGUGCAGACUCUUGCCCCAUUUCUCCCGGCUGCGUCCGACUGGGCCAAGUUCCUGGACUCGCAUGCAGGCUUGAAUCCGCGGUGGGAGGUUCUUUUCAAGAUCACCGUGUUGAGAAUGAUAUCCUUCAAUUUCGACCACUACUGGUCGUUGGAUCGGGCCAGGGUCGGGAGCCCUAUCGAGAAGAAACAACUCGAUCCGGCAGCGUUGUCCGAAAGGGACCGAGUCGCCAUGCCGGCUCCAGAAGCAACAUACAAAUCAUUUCGAACUUACGUCGCCUACGUCCUGUACCCACCACUCUAUCUUGCGGGACCCAUUGUGACAUUCAACGACUACAUUUCUCAAUCCAUGCACCCGGCACCUUCGAUAACGACAAGACGGACGAUCCUCUACGGCAUCAGAUUUCUGAUCACCCUGUUUUGCAUGGAGUUUUUACUGCACACCAUCUACGUCGUUGCGAUUUCCAAGGCCUCUCCGGAUUGGUCCACAUAUACGCCCUUCCAACUCAGUAUGCUGGCAUAUUUCAACCUGCAUAUUAUCUGGCUGAAAUUAAUGAUCCCCUGGCGUUUCUUCCGGCUCUGGGCAUUGAUUGACGGUAUGGAUCCUCCGGAGAACAUGGUCCGCUGCAUGAGUGACAACUAUUCGGCGUUUGGAUUUUGGCGUUCAUGGCACAGAAGCUUCAAUCGGUGGACAAUUCGGUACCUCUACAUUCCUCUUGGGGGUGGCGUCGGCGGUGGGACAGGGAGGGUACGCGGUAUCCUCAACAUGCUCGCUGUCUUCUCCUUUGUCGCCUUGUGGCACGACAUCAACCUGAGGCUGUUGAUGUGGGGGUGGCUGGUCGUGCUUUUCGUCUUGCCAGAGGUCCUUGCGACCAUGGCAUUCCCGAAAUCAAAAUGGAGAAAUCGGCCUGAAGCGUACCGCGUCCUCUGCGGCAUCGGCGCAGUGAUCAAUAUCCUCCUUAUGAUGGCUGCCAACCUGGUCGGAUUUGCGGUCGGACUGGACGGGCUGAUGGGACUGGUGAACGGUAUCAUUGGCAGUUGGCAAGGCGCGAUGUUCAUGCUCGGUGCUUGCUUUGCGCUUUUCGUUGGCGUGCAGGUCAUGUUUGAGCAUCGGGAGGAAGAGAAAAGGCAUGGUAUUCGGCUGAAGUGUUAA
Molecule: messenger RNA, 1857 nt
Organism: Capronia coronata CBS 617.96
Lineage: Eukaryota; Fungi; Ascomycota; Eurotiomycetes; Chaetothyriales; Herpotrichiellaceae
Exons: 4
Coding region: 1-1857 (618 amino acids)
Biological process (GO): GPI anchor biosynthetic process
Cellular component (GO): endoplasmic reticulum
Source: RefSeq, a predicted model, not a curated record